UUGAACCGAAUGUGUCAAUUUUGGGUAUCGUUAGAUUCGCAAACUAACUGUGAAGGAAGUGAUUGAACCAGAUAUGGGUCAUCGAUACGAGAAAGUUCCUCCCGAGGGUGGAUGGGGGCUGUUGGUGGGAAUUGGGAUGGCCGCCAUGUUUACCGUUUCGCUUGGGUCUCUUCCCUCGUUUGGGUUGAUGUUUGGAGAUUUCCUAACUAAUUUGGGAGAAGAAACCAGUGCCAUAGCGCUGAUCACUAGUUGCUUCUUUAGUGCGUUGAGUUUUGCGGGCCUUUUCACCAAUACGCUGAUGAAGAAAACGUCCUGUCGAACGGUGGGUUUAGUUGGAGCCGUGCUGUACGUUUGCGGAAGUUUUCUGACCGUUUUCGUGCGGUCAACCAAUGAGCUGCUGAUCUCGUUUAGUGUUUUUCAAGGAGCUGGCUUCGGACUAAUGAUCCCCGUUUCUUACACAACCUUCAACGCAUAUUUUGUCCAAAAGCGGGUGGUAAUGAUGAGCAUCUCACAGACCCUAAUCGGCCUCGGUACCAUGAUCUAUCCGAUUUUCAUUCAAAAAACUAUGGAAGCCUAUGGGUUCCGAGGUUGUAUGGCCGUGUUGGCUGCGGUCAACAGCCACACCCUAGUGGCCAUGUUGGUGAUGCAUCCGGUCGAAUGGCACAUGAAGCGGGUUAAGAUCGAACAGGAAGAACAACCGAUGGCGUUACUGGAAAAACCCUUGGCCCCAGAGUUCAUGAAGGUGUCUGCCGAAAGUGUCGCCUCCAAACUGAUGAAGGGAAAAGGAUCCCGACGGGCGUCUUCCAUCCCAGGGCUGGGCAACUGGUCCGGUCCGGUAGUGGUUAGUGAUUCAACUGAACGGGACACGAAGCCUGCCACCAAGUGGCAAGUUUUGGUGGACUUUUUGGACCUGACGCUUCUCAAAGAUCCUAUCUACGUCAACAUCGUGCUGGGGAUCUCGUUUGCUCUCUAUUCAGAUCUGGCGUUCUUUACCUUGCAGCCGAUGUAUUUGUUCAUGAUAGGAUACAAUAGGCCGGACGUUUCGCUAAUCAUUGCCAUCGGCGCCGGGGCGGAUCUGUUGUCGCGAGUCUUCCUGGCCAUUUCCAGCACAUGUUUGAACAUUAAAGCCCGCUACGUGUAUCUAGCCGGGGCGCUCUUCACCAUUCUGGCACGUUUCGCGUUUUUGUUCGUGUACGAUUUUUAUGGGAUGGCCAUCAUAACGGCCAUAAUGGGGUUCCUGCGAACCUGGAUCCAUGUUCCGCUGCCUCUUGUGUUUUCCGAGUACUUGUCCCAGAAAAGAUUUCCUUCCGGUUACGGGUUAUUUAUGUUCCUACAAGGGAACAUCACUUUCGCAGUCGGUCCCAUCGUUGGCUACAUCCGUGACGUGACCGGAAGCUAUACGAUUUCGUUCCACUGCCUGACGCUGUUCAUGGCGCUGUGCGUCGUGCCGUGGCUGUUUGAGAUCGUCUAUCUGCGGCUGAAGGAAAAGGCCCAUUCUCGGGCGCUCGGAGGGCUGGAAAGCAACGGAGGCGACCCGGACCUGGAGGGUAUCCCACGAGUGGACAUUGUUCUGGAACCGAUUGACUCUGCGGCAGGUGAUGGACGGAAGUGAAGUAAAGUGAUGAUAUAGCUACAGUAGCGGUGUAUGUGUGUGUUUCUGAUUCAACUUUUA
Molecule: messenger RNA, 1672 nt
Organism: Uranotaenia lowii
Lineage: Eukaryota; Metazoa; Arthropoda; Insecta; Diptera; Culicidae
Product: monocarboxylate transporter 7
Exons: 5
Coding region: 74-1612 (512 amino acids)
Biological process (GO): transmembrane transport; monocarboxylic acid transport
Molecular function (GO): monocarboxylic acid transmembrane transporter activity
Source: RefSeq, a predicted model, not a curated record